Guyanagaster necrorhizus is the source of this 1338-nucleotide messenger RNA. RefSeq lists its product as uncharacterized. The coding region runs from base 367 to 840 and encodes 157 amino acids. Lineage: Eukaryota; Fungi; Basidiomycota; Agaricomycetes; Agaricales; Physalacriaceae. The transcript is spliced from 3 exons. The record is from RefSeq and is a predicted model, not a curated record.
CUUGUCUCAAUCUUCUUCGAUAUUCUCACUCUCGACCGCACUUAGAAAGUAUAACCUACCAUUGGAGUCGUUCAAGGCGUGCAUCAAGAAUGAAAGGAAAACGACCUGUCUGACGAACAGAGGCUUCCUGAAGACAAUCAAUUAUGAAGAACUGGGCUGGCAGCCCGGGUAUGGAGAACAUACCUCGAAGAAUGUGCAGCAUUUGACCAUGAAAUAGUAGUCGGGUGGAAGGAUGGCUUAGAUGUGUUGCUCGUCUUCCAGUGGUUACGAUCUUCGUUGAGCGAACGUCGCAGAGCUUACAGCUCGAUUACCCAGGUCACGGCCUCGCUUCUAUACGAACUGGUUAGCACUAGCGGGCAACUGUAGAUGAUGCCCUUGCGGACGAUAUUCCUCGCUCGGCUCUCAUGCCUUCCUCCGAUUUUCGGCCUGCAGCGUCCGAACUGUGUUGGUUUACAAGCCUCUCAGUAUCGCUACCGCACUGGUCGCCGUGCUAGCGAAACAUUGGAUUCAGCAGCACAUGUCCGUUCCAUCUGGAACGCCUCGCGACCGUUGCUGCGUACGCUGGUUCCCAUACAUGCCUCCGGGAAUUGUGCGCGCCCCUCAUCAUUGGAUCCCACCCUGUCUGAUGAGCGCGUCUUUUGGGAUUUUUCUCGCUGGCCUGGUAGUACUUUCGGUGCCGCUACGUCUAUAAGUCGCGUCCUUAGUUGGGGCUGUUACGUUCACUAUGUUCUUAGGAUACUCAAUCACCAACUUUCUUCUCGUUCUCUGUCCAUCAUGCCCUUACAAGUCUCCGCUAUUCCCAUAUAUGUUUUCUCUUUACACACAUUUCAUUCGCAAUAGCCCGCACAAUUGGCUCGUCGUAUCCAUCUUGAAAACGAGAGCAACGGAGCGUUCGUACUGUCAAAGAUGCAGGACAAGAUGCUAGAUGUAGUGCUGAGGGCGCGGGUGUCUAUGCUUUAUCAUGGCUGUUCUCUAUGUCAUCCGGUCGCAGCGUCCAAAGCAUUGUCUCUCAGUCCAUCGGUGCACUACUGCUAAAGUCCGUGGACUUGUUGGGGCAGCACACGAAGAGUGUCUUUUUAACGUGUGUCGAGGUUAUCGACAACGGUGUUAGUACUCGAUCUGUCCUUGAACCGAUUCAACAAGCCAAGGCCAAGCUUUCGAUUCGUGCUACCUUCGACCUCCAUUUCGGUUUUCGUGGGCCCAUCAUCCUUGCUAUCAUACUGGCCUGCUCAUUACUGUGUACUUUUGUACAUCUACAGGAAGCCAAAAGAGACUAUACUGAAAUAGAGGAAAUGACAUUUUGGAAUCUAUGGGGGCUGGUCCGAACUCAGAGGAUCC